This is a messenger RNA of Pangasianodon hypophthalmus (striped catfish), 2108 nucleotides long. It is a transcript of the gene c21h7orf25, whose product is annotated as chromosome 21 C7orf25 homolog. The record is from RefSeq and is a predicted model, not a curated record. Bases 329 to 1606 code for a protein of 425 amino acids. NCBI's taxonomy places the organism in Eukaryota, Metazoa, Chordata, Actinopteri, Siluriformes, Pangasiidae. The transcript has 2 exons.
GCCUAACUGCUAAGCCACCGUGCCACAACCCCAAUCUGUAAUAUAAAAACUUGAAUAUUGUUCUAGUUAUUUUAUGAAGGAAGGAUGUGAAAAGUUGCAUUUAACUGUAAAUAAACCCAUUUUUUGUUGCUGUUCAGUUGUGUUGUAAUGUCCGGUCUCAAACACAGGGGGCAGUAAACGCUAUCAAUAACACAGCAAGAACAGUUCUAUCGACGAAGAAGAAGAACUCACACGACGUAAACUGCUGCUAAAGCAGCGUAGAAGAAGUCGACUGUCGCUAAUAGCUACAGGGCAGUGCCGAAUUUUCUGGCUGAGUAAAGUCACAGCGAUGGCCACCAGCCCGAUGCUCCAAGAAUGCAUCCAAACAGCUGAGGACCUGCUGAAGCGAGUGGAUCUACUGUGCAGCCGCCAGAACCAGGAAGUAGAAGGUCGUGCCAAACUGUGCAGCAAACUCCGCGCUGAGCUCAAAUUCCUGCAGAAAGUGAAAGCCGGACAAGUCGCAGUCAAAGAGUCUCACCUGCAAAGCACCAACCUGACUCACCUGAAAGCCGUCGUCGAGUCGGCCGAGAGCCUUGAGAACGUCAUCAGCGUUUUGCACGUGUUCGCGUAUGAGGGUCCGGACGGACGGAAGCAGACACUGGUGGUGGACGUGGUGGCAAACGGAGGGCACACGUGGGUGAAGGCCAUCGGGCGCAAAGCGGAGGCGUUGCACAACAUAUGGCAGGGCCGAGGGCAGUACGGCGACAAAAGCGUGAUCCGGCAGGCGGAGGAUUACCUGGAGGCCAGUCGCCAGCAGCCCAUUCAGUACAGCAACCCGCACAUCAUCUUCGCCUUCUAUAACGGCGUCUCCAGUCCGAUGGCCGACAGACUCAAAGAGAUGGGCAUCUCUGUUAAAGGUGACAUCGUUGCUGUGAACACGGUGGUCGGAUCAGAUGAGGAUGAAGACGAGGAUGAAGAGGACGGCGAUUUCGCACCGAACGAGCAGGACGUUGAGGACGGCGCUGAGGACGAUGAUGAGGAAGUGCAACUCAUGCACACCCGUGUGGACCGAGACACUGUCGUAGCGAGCCUGGCGUUCCCCACCGACGUCAAGGUAGCCGAGUGUCCACGCGUAAACGUCGACAUCACCACGCUCAUCACGUACGUGUCGUCUCUGAGUCACGGGAACUGCCACUUCACCUUCAGGGAGUAUGUGCUGACUGAGCAGGCUGCUCAGGAGCGCCAGGACAAGGUGCUGCCCAAGCUCGACGCCUUCAUGGAGGGGAAGGAGCUUUUCGCGUGCCACUCGGCCGUGCAGGACUUUCGCACCAUCCUCGACACGCUGGGUGGCCCUGGCGAACGCGAACGAGCCGAGAAGCUCCUCGCCAGGCUCACCGUAGUUCCCGAUCAGCCCUCGGAGCGCACGCAGCGCCUCGUAGCCAGCUCCAAGGUCAACCAUAGGUCGCUUAUGAUCUUCGGUACUGGUGAUACUCUCCGCGCUGUCACUAUGACCGCUAACAGCGGGUUUGUUCGCGCUGCUGCUAACCAAGGCGUGCGCUACAGCGUGUUCAUCCAUCAACCUCGAGCGCUGACGGAAGGCAAAGAAUGGAGAGCCACACCCAUAUGACGGACCUGAAAGUACAGACAGACAUCCUAACGUGAACUCAAACGACUGAACGCGUCAGAAGUGUGUGGAGUUACAGUAGCACUUUAAACGAUGCCUGAUUUAUUCAAAACACUUGCAAGAGGCAUUUUUAUUUUCAUGGUUUCAUACAGCUGUGCACAAGCUACACAGCUGGGCUGCUAAUACAGACAGCAUCUAUGCUGCGUUUAAGUUUUUUUUUUUUUUUUUUUAAAUCUCUUGCAGCUUGAUUUAUUUUUUUUUUUCUGAACUCAGUGCCUCGAUCUCAGCCUGCAAACCAAAUGACACGGUUGUGGUGGAAAUAUAACGUCAAACACAGAACCACAGAUAUCGUAUACUACAUUUGUAUCCUGUCUGAAGAAAUAAUGAGACAUUGUUUGAAUAUUUGUUUUGCAAUCUGUAUGCUUGGAUGUGCAUCAUGAAAGGCACAAUGUGCUUUUUUUUUUUUGUUCUGCACAAAGUUCAAAUAAACAUCCAAAAAAAUGUC